CUAGCAGACGACAACGUUGGAAGAAAAUGGCCGCCCGCCCGUACUCCGGUUUGUUGUCCUUUCGGAUUUGGCCACCUACUUCGAUUAAUUUAUCCUAGUAAUAUUUCAGCAGACAUGGAAGGCGUACUUUGGAAAUGGACCAACUACUGGAACGGCUGGCAGCAACGUUGGUUUGUCCUAGAUAAAGGCAUACUUACUUACUACAAGUCUCAAGAAGAGGUGAAUCAGGGAUGUAAGGGGUCUGUGAAAGUCGCUGCGUGCGAAAUAGUGGUUCAUCAGACAGAUCCAAAACGUCUGGACCUGGUGAUUCCAUCAGAACAGCACUUCUACUUACGUGCAGCCACGGCGCAGGAGAGACAGCAAUGGCUGGUAGCUCUCGGUAGUUCUAAAGCGGCACAGCAGAAAGCUAGCGGCAGCGAAGCACUCGCCGGCGGUGUUCAAUACAACGUCCGGCUAAAAAAAUCGGAACUCCGACUGUACUGCGACCUGCUCAUGCAGCAGGUGCACACCAUCAAAACCUCAGCUGGCAGUGAUAUCGCGAAAAUGGACGAAGCCGCAGAGCUGCUACGAGCAACCUGCGACACAUUCAUUAAUACCUUAGAAGAUUGCAUGCGAAUCGCCGACGCAAACUUCACCUACGAGCUUCCCCACCAAGAAGUGAGAGAUUCUGCACUGCCUCACGAAGAAGUGUCACACGGAGCCACUCCCGUCGUACCAAAGCCACUUCACAAACGUCCAGUCGAGCGUCCUCGUCGGAAGUCCUCGUCGUCGGCUGCCCCGGGACCGGACGCGUUUCCCGAAGUUGCCACUCCCGUCGAUCAGCCUCCUCUGCCGUCGAACGGCACCCGACGCCGAGUGAACACGUUUUUCUCCACUAUGGAACAAACAUUUGUUAGUCUCUCUUUAAAAUUGAAAGACGACAUUCCUACCCAGCAGUUCCUCGACUGUUGCCAGGCUGUCCUGCCGGUUUUUGACCUGCUAAGUGCGACUGCGUUUGCACCGGUGAAAAUGGACAUCCAGGGCAACAUCAACAAGCUAAGGGCCAAAUAUGAGACUGACCGCUCUCAGUUCUCGAAUCUUUUUGGCAUGGUACAGCAAGAACUAGACCAGGACACGACCACUGCCCGUAACUCCGCAACGGACGCGUUGUUGUGGUUGAAGCGAGCCCUGGAGUUUAUACACGCGUUUCUCUGUGAGAUUCAUUCCGGGAAGCAUGCGCUGGCGGAGUGUGCGAGUACGGCGUAUGGCAAGACACUCAAGUGCCAUCACGGGUGGGUGGUCAGAAGCGUGUUCUCAGUCGCUCUCAGGGCACUGCCUGACUUUGAAACGUUUGUUGUGGGCCUGGCUCCAACUCCGCAGGACGCACAGCACCAGGACUACAAGCACCAGCUCUUUGUUGACUGCGGGGAGUACAUUGACGCCCUGAAAUCCGUCUUGGACUCCAUCAACAACUUUUACGUCGUCCACGACUUGGAACCAGGACCGAAAACGUGAAGUAGAGAUAUUCUUUCAGAGUAACGACUCGAGCCAAGUCUUGUCAGGACAGAAGUGAAAAAGUCAUUGGAAAAGCACGCUGAACAAACUUUUCAUAGAUGCAGAGGUAGAGGCAGUUCAGAGUUUUAUUUUGUAUCUGGUCACGAACGAGUAAAGUGUACUUUGUAGAAAUUCCAAAGUA
Ornithodoros turicata is the source of this 1675-nucleotide messenger RNA. Its product is annotated as pleckstrin homology domain-containing family A member 8-like. Gene Ontology annotation, cellular component: cytoplasm. The coding region runs from base 115 to 1494 and encodes 459 amino acids. Gene Ontology annotation, biological process: intermembrane lipid transfer. The transcript has a single exon. Gene Ontology annotation, molecular function: lipid transfer activity. The record is from RefSeq and is a predicted model, not a curated record. Lineage: Eukaryota; Metazoa; Arthropoda; Arachnida; Ixodida; Argasidae.